Uranotaenia lowii is the source of this 1408-nucleotide messenger RNA. RefSeq names its product pyruvate dehydrogenase E1 component subunit alpha, mitochondrial-like. The record is from RefSeq and is a predicted model, not a curated record. Gene Ontology annotation, molecular function: pyruvate dehydrogenase (acetyl-transferring) activity. Gene Ontology annotation, cellular component: intracellular membrane-bounded organelle. NCBI's taxonomy places the organism in Eukaryota, Metazoa, Arthropoda, Insecta, Diptera, Culicidae. Gene Ontology annotation, biological process: pyruvate decarboxylation to acetyl-CoA. The coding region runs from base 114 to 1289 and encodes 391 amino acids. The transcript is spliced from 6 exons.
AUUCUAUGCGCGCAGUUUGAUUGCGAUUGCAAAGGAAGUCAGUUGCACAGAUUAAAUUGCUCAACUGGAAACAUAUCAGACGGAACUGUUGAAAUUAUCCCGCAAGUUGUAAAAUGUUCCGUUCUUUAAUUGCAGAACUCCCCAAUGUGAUUAAGAAGUCUCCUUCAAAGGGUGUGAAAAAUUAUGCAACUGAGGCGACGUUUGAAGUCAAACCAUUUAAACUCCAUAAUCUUCAGAGCGGCCCACCCACUUCGGGUAAGUUAACAAAGGAUGAAGCAAUCAAAUACUACACGGAAAUGCAAACCAUCCGUCGUCUGGAAACAUCUGCCGGAAAUCUGUACAAAGAGAAAAUCGUGCGAGGAUUUUGCCACCUGUACUCCGGCCAGGAAGCUUGUGCUGUUGGCAUGAGAGCUGCCAUGAAACCUCAAGAUAAUAUUAUUUCUGCCUAUCGGGUUCACGGUUGGACUUACUUAAUGGGUGUGAGCGUCAAAGGUGUGCUAUCGGAAUUGACUGGUAAACAAGGCGGUUGCGCCCGUGGAAAGGGUGGAUCCAUGCAUAUGUACGCUCCUAAUUUUUACGGAGGAAACGGAAUAGUUGGUGCUCAAGUGCCUCUUGGAGCCGGUGUGGCAUUGGCAUGUCAUUACAAAGGCAACGGAGGCAUGUGUCUGGCUCUUUACGGUGACGGAGCGUCCAAUCAAGGGCAAGUUUUCGAAGCCUAUAACAUCGCUCAUCUUUGGAAGCUGCCGUGUAUUUUUGUUUGUGAAAACAAUGGCUAUGGUAUGGGAACCAGUGCCAGUCGCUCGUCGUGCAAUACCAACUAUUUCCAAAGAGGAGAUGUGCUGCCAGGCCUUUGGGUUGAUGGUAUGGAUGUUGUGGCUGUCAAAUUGGCCACUGAAUUUGCCAGGGAUUAUGUUACCAACCAUGGUCCUCUAGUUAUGGAAGUCUUCACUUACAGAUACUCGGGCCAUUCAAUGUCUGAUCCAGGAACGAGCUACCGAACACGUGACGAAGUACAGGAAGUUCGCCAGACCAGAGAUCCAAUUUCAUCUUUCAAAGAUAAAAUUAUAAACGCUGGACUGGUGGCUGCGGAUGACUUGAAGAAAAUCGACGCAGAGAUCAAAAAGAUUGUCGACGAGGCAACUAAAGCGGCCAAAGGGGACAGCGAAAUCGCGGUCGCUGAACUAUCUACCGAUGUUUACGCAAGUAACUUGGAGGGAGACAUUAGAGGUGCGGCGCCGAAUUCAUGGCUAAAACAUGGCAGCCUGAAACGAGCUGUGAACUUAAAGUAAUUUCGUUCUGCAUGUCACUGGACAUUUGUUGACUAUUAGUGGAAACAACAUUAAUAUUUAUUCUUUGUUUUUAUCAAAAAUAAUGCUGUUGACAAAUAAAUUUUCCACUAAAUGAAAAA